This is a messenger RNA of Rhinolophus ferrumequinum (greater horseshoe bat), 7162 nucleotides long. RefSeq names its product microtubule crosslinking factor 1 (gene MTCL1). Gene Ontology annotation, molecular function: microtubule binding. Gene Ontology annotation, biological process: establishment or maintenance of epithelial cell apical/basal polarity; microtubule bundle formation; regulation of autophagy. The record is from RefSeq and is a predicted model, not a curated record. Gene Ontology annotation, cellular component: apicolateral plasma membrane; microtubule bundle; lateral plasma membrane. The transcript has 16 exons. Lineage: Eukaryota; Metazoa; Chordata; Mammalia; Chiroptera; Rhinolophidae. Bases 135 to 6179 code for a protein of 2014 amino acids.
GCGCGGGAGCGCGGGGCGCAGACCGGGCGGGACUGGGGGACAGUGAUGAGCGAGCGCGCGGGGAGAUUGCACACUGCCGCCGCUACGCGGAGCAUCUUCCACCCAAACUGCUGCUCACGGUCCCGGCCCUGGCCAUGGAGACGCUGAAUGGCCCCGCAGGCGGUGGCGCCCCGGACGCGAAACCACAGCAGCCCAGACAACACUACCGCCACCACCUUCACCCCCUGGCGGAGCGGAGGCGGCUGCACCGCGCACCCUCGCCGGCCAGACCAUUCCUCAAGGACCUGCACGGCAGGCCAGCGGCGCCCAGCCCAGCCCCUGCCGCCACCUCCUCCGGCCGAUCCUCGGCGUCCGCGGCCCCGCGUUCGCCCAGCCUCGCGGGCAAGGCGCCGCCCUCGCCGGCGCCCUUGGCCGCGCCCGGCCGCCUCUCCAGGCGCAGCGGCGGUACCCCUGGAGCGAAGGACAAGCCGCCGCCGGGCUCCGGGGCCAAGGCAGCUGGCGGUGCCAAGGUCGCUCCGGGCCCCAAGAAGGCAGUGCGCGCAGGGCCCGCUGAGCCGCUGCCCCGGGCUGGGAAACCUCCGCCUCUGGUCGGGGCGGAGCCGCCGCCCAUCGCAGCCAACGGCCGCAAAGCCAAACGAGGCUCCGGGGCGACCCCAGCCCGCCCCGCCGGUCCCCCGACCCUCGCCGCCCCGGUCCCAGCGGUGAUCCUCGCCGUGACCUCCUCGGGCAGCCUUCCUGCCCCUGGCUCGCGCAUCAGUCACACGGACAGCAGCUCGGACCUCUCGGACUGCCCCUCGGAACCUCUGUCCGACGAGCAGCGUCUGCUCCCCGCUGCCAGCAGCGACGCCGAGUCCGGCACGGGCUCCAGCGACCGAGAACCCCUGCGAGGAGCCCCCGCGACGAGCCCUGUAGCUCGAGGGGCGCCGCCAGGCAGCCCAGAGCACCCCGCACUCCUCACCGCGCCUCCCGCCGCUGGAGCCUUCCUCGGAGGUCGGAGCAGCCCGGGCGGAGCGGAGGAUGCCGGGGGGCGCGCGCCCCCAGAACGAGCGACACCCGGGACCCCCAGGGAAGUCGGCCCGGGGGAGCAGACCCGGCAGGUCCCGGCGGGGGAGGAAGAGGAACUGCUGCGGGAGAUGGAAGAGCUGCGUUCGGAGAACGACUAUCUCAAGGAUGAGUUGGAUGAACUUCGUGCUGAAAUGGAAGAGAUGAGGGACAGUUAUUUAGAGGAAGAUGUUUACCAGCUGCAGGAGCUUCGGCGAGAACUGGACCGUGCUAAUAAAAACUGCCGAAUCCUGCAGUACCGCCUCAGGAAAGCCGAGCAGAAAAGCCUGAAAGUGGCUGAGACCGGUCAAGUGGACGGCGAGCUUAUCCGAAGUCUGGAACAAGACUUAAAGGUAGCCAAAGAUGUAUCUGUCAGAUUGCACCAUGAACUUGAAACUGUGGAGGAAAAGCGUGCCAAAGCCGAAGAUGAAAAUGAAACUCUACGACAGCAGAUGAUUGAAGUGGAAAUAUCCAAACAGGCCCUCCAAAAUGAGCUGGAGAGACUGAAAGAGAGUUCCCUGAAAAGAAGAGGCAGUCGGGAAACGUACAAAGAAAAGAAAACCUUUAACCAGCAGAGUGGUGGAAUGGAGCGCCUUGGGAACUGCAGGUCUGCAACCAAAACUCAAAGGAAACUGGCACCCCGGCGCAAGGAGGACAGUGCCGAUUUGAAGUGCCAGCUUCAGUUUGCCAAAGAGGAAGGUUCCCUGAUGCGUAAAAAGAUGGCCAAGCUGGGGAGGGAGAAGGAUGAGCUGGAGCAGGAGCUCCAGAAGUACAAGGCCCUGUAUGGUGACGUGGACAGCCCCCUGCCCACAGGGGAAGCAGGUGGGCCACCCAGCACCAGGGAGGCCGAGCUGAAGUUGCGGCUGAAGUUGGUGGAGGAAGAAGCCAACAUCUUGGGCCGGAAGAUCGUGGAGCUGGAGGUGGAGAACCGAGGCCUCAAAGCAGAGAUGGAGGACAUGCGGGGCCAGUAUGAGCGAGAGAGUUCAGGCCGGGACCACAUCCCAAGCAUUCCUACCUCACCCUUUGGGGAUUCCCUGGAGUCCUCAACAGAGCUCCGCCGACACCUACAAUUUGUGGAGGAGGAAGCGGAGCUGCUUCGAAGGUCCAUAUCUGAGAUUGAAGACCACAACCGGCAGCUGACUCAUGAGCUGAGCAAGUUCAAGUUUGAGCCUCUGCCGGAGCCCGGGUGGCUGGCGGACGGUGGGGGCAAAGGUGGUGUUCCCCUGCAGGAGGAGCUGAAGUCUGCCAGGCUGCAGAUCAGCGAGCUGAGUGGGAAGGUGCUGAAGCUGCAGUAUGAGAACCGGGUGCUGCUGUCCAAUGUCCAGCGCUAUGACCUGGCCGCCCACCUGGGCCUGCGUGCCCCAAGUCCCCGGGACAGCGAUGCCGACAGCGACACGGGCAAAAAGGAGAGCGAUGGGGAGGAAGGCCGCCAGCCCCAGCCCAAGCGGGAAGGCCCUAUUGGUGGUGAGAGUGACUCGGAAGAGGUAUUCGAGAAGACAUCGGGCUUCAGCAGUGGAAAGCCGUCAGAGGCCAGCGAGCCGUGUCCAGCGGAGGUCCUGAGGGCUAGGGAAGACUCUGAGUGCUUGGUGAGCAUAAAACAUGAGGCUGAGCGGCUGGAGCGGACCAUGGAGAGCCUCAUCACGGACACCGAUGCCUUUGUGGACAACGUGGCCUCACUGGGGCCUGGUGUCCAGGGGGAGGGAGGAAAGAAGGAGCCCCAGCUGCUGGGGGCCAUCAAUGCCAGGAUGAAGGCUUUCAGGAAAGAGCUCCAGGACUUCCUGGAGCAGGUGAAUCACAUCGGAGAUGGCCUGAGGGAGCGCCUGGAAGGCCUGUCCCCCUUGCCCCACCUCACGGAGUCUUCCAGCUUCCUCUCCACUGUGACCUCCGUGUCCCGGGACUCCCCCAUCGGGAACCUGGGGAAGGAGCUGGUCCCAGACUUGCAGUCCAAACUGAGAGAUCAGAUGGAGUGGCAGCUGGGUCAGGAGCGAGGGGACAAGCGGGAGCACCUGCACCUCCGAGCUGCACGGGACCUGCACCGCCGAGCCGACGGGGAUGCCAGGAGCUGCCAGCCCGGAGGCCAGAGCUGUUUCAAUCUAGAGCUCAGGGGCCCCCCUGUUUUAUCUGAACAGAGUGUAUCGAUAGAGGAGCUACAGGGUCAGCUUGCACAGGCGACCAGACUGCAUCAAGAGGAGACAGAGAAAUUUACAAACAGGAUCCGAAAGAUGGAGGAGGAGCACCUCUAUGCAUUGAGGUGGAAAGAGCUGGAAAUGAACAGCCUGACUUUGCAGAACACCCUCCAUGAGCGAACCUGGAGUGAUGAGAGGAACGUGAUGCAGCAGGAACUCCGGUCCUUGAAACAGAACAUUUUCCUUUUCUACGUCAAGCUCAGGUGGCUGCUGAAGCACUGGCGGCAAGGGAAACAGAUGGAGGAGGAAGGGGAGGAUUUCACUGAGAGCGAGCACCCAGGGCCCCACCCCAGGCUUGGUGAGCUUGGAGUUCAAGGGGACCCAAAGGGGGACAGCCCAGAGCACGAUGACAACGGUCCAGGGUGCAGCCCUUCGAUGGGGGAGCAUCGCCCACACUCCCCGGUGCAGGUCGGUGACCAUGGCUCUCGGCUGCAGCCUGCAGAUGGAGGACAGCUCCACAGGCAGGUGGUAGAAAACCAGCAGCUGUUCAGAGCACUGAAGACCUUGCUGGAGGACUUACGCUUAGAGCUGCGGGAGGACGAGCAUGCCCGGCUGCGGCUGCAGCAGCAAUAUGCCAGCGACAAGGCUGCCUGGGACAUGGAGUGGGCCAUGCUCAAGUGCCGCCUGGAACAGCUGGAAGAGAAGACCGAGAAAAACUUGGGAGAACCAGGCUCCCCCACUGACAACAAAGGGGCAUUCAAGAAGGAGAGGGAGACACACCAGAAACUCCUGGCUGACAGUCAUGGCCUGGUCAUGGACCUACGGUGGCAGAUCCAUCACAAUGAGAAGAACUGGAACCGGGAGAAGGUAGAACUUCUUGACCGCCUGGACAGAGAUCGGCAGGAGUGGGAGCAGCAAAAGAAGGAACUCUUGUGGAGAAUAGAACAGUUACAGAAAGAAAACAGUCCUCGGAGAGGUGGCAGUUUCCUCUGUGAUCAAAAAGAAGACAAUACUCACCCUUUUGCCCUCCCUGGAAGCCCCCGAGUGCUCCAUCCAGUGGGGAUGUGGCCCUCCGCGGACGCAGACUCCACCUCAUUUGCAGACCGACCGCUGUCCAAGCUGAAGGAAUCGGACAGGUGCUCAGCCCGGGAGAACCUCUACUUGGAUGCCCUGUCUCUGGAUGAUGAGCCAGAGGAGCCUCCGGCCCGUGAACCCCAGAGGGAGUUCAGGAACUGCCUCCCCGAGGAAGAAGAAAAUCACAAGGGAAAUCUUCAAAGGGCAGUGUCUGUGUCCUCCAUGUCUGAGUUCCAGCGCCUGAUGGACGUCUCUCCCUUCCUGCCGGAGAAAGACCUGCCUGCUGCCAGCAGCAAGGAGGAUGUCACUCCACCCCUGUCUCCUGAUGACCUGAAGUACAUUGAGGAGUACAACGGCAAGAGCUGGGAUGAGAAGCCCCCGGACCCCUGGGCAGACAGGACCGAGGGGGCGCGGGCAGGGAGCGAUGCCAGCACCGAGCCUUUCCCUGAUUCCUCCUGGUACCUCACCACGAGCAUCACCAUGACCACGGACACCAUGACCAGCCCAGAGCACUGCCAGAAGCAGCCCCUGCGGAGCCACGUUCGCACCGAGCCGUCAGGGGUGCGGGUGCUGCACAGCCCGCCUGCGAUCCGCAGGCUGGACAGUAUCAUGGUGGCGGGCGGUGAGGGCUCGGGUCGGCCGGAGCCUGAGGGCCCGUUUUCUGCAAACAGAGCCAGAGGGGGCACAGGAGACACAAAGGGAGGCCCCGCAGAACACAUGCUUAGCAGGUGGCCUUGUGGCCCCUCCAGGCACCCCCGAGACUAUGGGGAGGGAGGGCUACGCCCCCUCGAUAGUGCUCUAUGCACCCCCCUGGGUUUCACCUCCCCACUGCACAGCCUGGAGUUGUCCAAGAACAUGAGUGACGAUAUGAAGGAGGUGGCCUUCUCCGUCAGGAACGCCAUCUGCUCUAGUUCCCCUGAACCCCCGGUCAAGGACAUGGCCUGUCAGACCAAUGGGUCCCGGACGACUGGGACGCAGACUGUCCAGACUAUCAGCGUCGGCCUGCAGACCGAAGCCCUGCGUAGCAGUGCCAUCACCAGCAGCCCCCACAAGUGUCUCACACCAAAGGCGGGGGGUGGUGCCACGCCCGCAUCGUCUCCAUCCCGUGGCCUUAGGAGCAGGCAGGUGGCCCCCGCCAUUGAGAAGGUGCAGGCCAAGUUUGAACGCACAUGCUGCUCCCCUAAGUACGGGUCUCCCAAGCUGCAGAGGAAGCCCCUCUCCAAAGCUGACCAGCCAAAUAACAGGACCUCCCCAGGGCUGGCCCAGAAGGGGUGCAGCGAGUCGGCCUGGGCUCGUUCCACCACCACGCGCGAGAGCCCCGUGCACACCGCCAUCAAUGAUGGCCUCUCCAGCCUCUUCAAUAUCAUCGACCACAGCCCCGUGGUGCAGGACCCCUUCCAGAAGGGGAUGCGGGCUGGGAGUCGGUCUCGCUCGGCAGAACCCCGGCCAGAGCUGGGCCCAGGCCAGGACACUGGCCCCAGUUCCCGGGGACGGUCACCCAGCCCCAUUGGGGUUGGCUCGGAGACGUGUAGGGAGGAAGGGGGAGAGGACACGCCUGUGAGGCAGGACUUAUCUGCUCCCCCUGGCUACACGCUCACGGAGAAUGUAGCCCGGAUCCUCAACAAGAAGCUGUUGGAGCAUGCCUUAAAGGAGGAGAGGAGGCAGGCCCCCCAGGGCCUCCCAAGUCUCAGCAGUGACAGCCACAUGGGAGAAACAGCCAAAGCUGAAUCAGGGUCCAUUGAGGAACUACCUUGUUCCGCACUAGCUCCAUCCCUAGAACCCUGCUUCUCCAGGCCCGAGAGACCAGCAAACCGUCGCCCUCCAUCCCGUUGGGCCCCAUAUUCCCCCACUGUCUCACCAGCUCAGUCACACGGAGACCCGACCUCCUUGGAGGAGCUUGGUGAUGAAGAACUGCCCGGGGAGAAGCUACAGCUGUGACAUGAUGCAAGUUUGCAUGGAUUAUCACGGAAUAAUUCACUGUAAUUUGCAUAACCACACCAUCAUCAUCAACCAAACUCCACCCAUAAGGAGAGAUCUGGUUUUCCCAAGGUCAAAGAAUGUUUUUAAAAAAACACAGCUGCUGAAUGUUCAACCUGUGAACCUGAGAUGUUUCUAGAAUGAAACAGUAAAUGUGCCUGUAAUAACUUAAUUUUUUUCAUAGCUCAGAAAACUAUUUUUGUCUCCAUCUUUUUUACACACAAUAUAUUAAACAAAAAAGGUAAAUAAGAUAUAAAUUUAAAAAAUAAAAGUUUUAAAGACGUACAUUUUAAGAGAUUCUGAACACCGUCUCAAUACUGACUGCCUCUCUGUUAAAUUUGCACUGUUCCAUUUUAGUUUGGUUUACUUCCACGUUGAAUUAGAGUGUUUUCAGUUAAUUUUAUUUUGUCAGUGUUCUUGGUUUUUAACCAUUUUUGAAAUGUUCAGACUGUCUGAUUCAGUGAACUUUCUAUAGUGAAAAAGCCAUGAAGCCAGUAGACAAGACAGAUAUCUUAUGUACUGGAGGGGAUACAUGUCAGCAUUUUGAAAAAGGUACAGAGUCCUUAGCUGGGCUUACCAAAUUCUCUGUAUAAUCCACAUAUUCUACUCUACUUGCACGUCUUCGGGUUCGAAGCACUGGGGUGCAUGUACAUACUGCUAUUGUGGUCUUACCAUCGCCUAAGUGUGAGUCGUCUGUCCCACUGUGAUACAUUGUGAAAUCCCUCGUACUGUAUUUUUGUUGUCUUAUUGCAUUGAUGAUACAACAGCAAUGACAUUUUUAAGUUAUUGUUUGAAGAUUAACUGGCAAUAUGCAGUGUUUACUCAAAAUUUUCUGUUUAAGGAAAAAAUACUACAAAAAGUCAUGAGGAUACCAAAUUGAAACAAAGGAGGGUGCCUCGGAGUCUGUAUGAGACAAUGAUGAAGUAGAAAUAAAGCCUUUACAA